Messenger RNA from Sinocyclocheilus grahami, 2900 nucleotides. RefSeq names its product BTB/POZ domain-containing protein kctd15. The transcript has 5 exons. The record is from RefSeq and is a predicted model, not a curated record. Bases 910 to 1683 code for a protein of 257 amino acids. Gene Ontology annotation, molecular function: protein binding. Gene Ontology annotation, biological process: protein homooligomerization. NCBI's taxonomy places the organism in Eukaryota, Metazoa, Chordata, Actinopteri, Cypriniformes, Cyprinidae.
UUUGAUUCAAGUUUGGACAUUUUUGCAUAUGCUCAGUACAGCAGGAUGUCUGUGGAAUUAUUCUGAGCACUAGAAGUGUAAAAUGCACAUCAAGACAAGCCUACAUUGGCGUGCAUUCAUUUAGCAGAUGCUUUAAUCGUGCCACAAUCCAAAGUUUCAAAAUGGCUCUGAAAAGAGCUAGAACAGAGACGAGACCGUAAAACAAUAGCCAAAGAGUAAUUUAAGGUCGUGCACUGACAAUUGCAAUUAUUGCAUUGAAAUUCAAGCUUGUAGAUCAGCUGGCCAAGAUGGUUUGGAACCUAAAUGCAACUACAAGUUUAAGAUUUAUUUUCCAGCAAACACAAAACGUUUCUCAAAAAUUUGUACAGUAUGUGGUUCCCGUUUGAUGUGCAUGAAAAGUUUUUGCAUUUGCACACUGAGAAAGUGCAUUAACAAUUGUAAGUCAAAUGCAUCUUUAGGUGUUUCUGAUUCCAGCAUGGCGGUCCAGUGUUGGUGGAAGUCGAGCGAUUCUCAGUUCACUAACAGCGGAUUCGUGGUUGGAAGUGAUGCCUGGCGUUCCACGUGAACGCGCACUAUGCCCUCGUUUCCUAAAUGUUCAGAUUGGUUGCUGAAGUGUCGGAGGAUAUCACGUCUAACACAUAACACGACCUUUAAUUAGAAACUUGGCGGAUUUUUUUUCUCUCUUUCCCAUCCCCGGAGGCGAACACCUCGCAUAUCUCUCUCUCUCGCUCUCCCUCUCUCUGCAGCAUUAAUAAACAUCCUUGUAUCCUGCCCUCGGGCUGCACCAGUGAAAAGAUGCAAACAUACUUCAUUAGAGCUGUGGCAAUAAUUUGUAAGCUAAAUAUGCGAUGGGGCAGAUGAGAAAACGAUCUGAUAAGACUCGCACAGACGCUCAAGGAAGGGAGAAGCAUGUCACGCCUGUCUCUGACCCGGUCUCCGGUCUCUCCUCUGGCCACGCAGGGGAUUCCACUGCCGGCUCAGCUCACCAAAGCCAACGCGCCCGUUCACAUCGACGUGGGUGGCCACAUGUACACCAGCAGCCUGGCGACCCUCACCAAAUACCCAGACUCACGGAUCAGCCGGCUGUUUAACGGAACCGAGCCCAUCGUUCUGGACAGUUUAAAGCAGCAUUACUUCAUUGACAGGGACGGAGAGAUUUUCCGCUAUAUUCUCAGUUUCCUGCGAACCUGCAAACUGCUGCUGCCGGAUGACUUUAAGGACUUCCUUCUCCUGUACGAGGAGGCGCGUUAUUACCAGCUGAUGCCCAUGAUCAAGGAGCUGGAGCGGUGGAAGCAGGAGCGGGAGCAGAGGCGUCUGGCGCAGCCCUGCGACUGCCUGGUGGUCCGCGUGACCCCUGACCUCGGCGAGCGGAUCGCCCUCAGCGGGGAGAAGGUGCUCAUCGAGGAGAUCUUCCCCGAGACCGGUGACGUCAUGUGUAACUCAGUCAACGCUGGCUGGAACCAGGACCCGACCCACGUCAUCCGCUUCCCCCUGAACGGCUACUGCAGACUGAACUCAGUGCAGGUGUUGGAGCGUCUCUUCCAGAAGGGUUUCAGCGUGGCUGCGUCCUGUGGCGGCGGUGUGGACUCGUCUCAGUUCAGCGAGUAUGUUCUGUGUCGCGAGGACAGGAGGAGUCAGUCCACAAACACGCCCAUCAGGAUAAAGCAGGAGCCGCUGGACUAGAGACACGCGCUCAGGCCCUCGGUCCCUCGACGCACACACACACACACACACUCUCAGCAUUUAUAUUGGGAAUGUAAUCAAACUGCACCAGAAACCCAAAGAACUCCUGCAGGAUAUGAGCCCCGCCCUGUUCCACCUAAACCACCAAUCAGAGGACGUCCUCAUGCAUACGGAACGCAGGCUCCGCCCCUCUGCCGGUGCAGUGUGUGUGUGUCAUUAUCUCGUGACGGUUGCGACGCAGUGCUCACGAACAAUAAAAAAAACGCCAUCGUCAGGGGCUGGGGGUCCAUUUUUUUGGAUUGUUUUUCAUUUCAUCCUUGUUGUAUCUAAAGACGUUUUUCACUCCUUAUAGCACCAUGUUGUAUGCGGUUAGCAGUACUAGGCUGGAGUUUUGUGUUUAUUUCUUUUGUUACAUGAAGGAUGAUGGGAGUGGCGUUCUGAAGGCAUUACGUCUGAGAGACUUUCCUGGCAGGAAAAUGCUAUUACGCCCUCGGGCUGCGUGGCCGAGCAGUCUGGGGUUUAAUGUGUUUGCUGCUGAAGGUUUCUUUGUUUAAAGGAGCUGUAAGCAAACGUGGCUAUUUCUGAAGCUAGAGCAUUAAGCAUAUCGUUAAACAUCUGAAAUUUUUAUAAGCUCGCCGAUGCUUGAAUCAAAUGUGUUCUGAACUAUACGGUACCUAUACAAAGAGUCGUGUGUGUCAAGAACAAAAUGUAAGGAGCUCGAGGCAAAACAUGGGCAGAUGAAGACGUAUGAUUGUGUCUGUACCAUACGUUUGCACUUAAAUGUGUCGUGAAAACAAGCCGCCCGCGUGUUUAAAGAUUCAGUGGAAAUAGACUGCAGUUGACAGAAUGAGGGUACUAACUAUGAUGCAUUAAUUUUUAAACCAUCUUUGCGAAUGAAUAAUUGUUAUUCAUCAGCCCAGUUUUAGUUUGAAGUUGUCCGUUUUCUAUUUUGAUGUCAAAAUGUUGUCGAAUGCUGAGUAACGUUGUGAAAAAGGUGCUUGAUUUCAUCUGAUGUGUGUGUGAUGAAUGUGUCCAAACGCUCAACACAGAGAACUAGCAUUCCAGAGAUGUAUUGUUUCUCUGUCUGGAAAAAAAACAAAUAUUGUUUGCAAAUAUAAAUCUUUUGCCAUAAAUUUUAUGUAAAAAAAUUCAAACUGUUCCCUCAAAGCCAGUUUUUAAAUGCAUUAUUUAGCCUACUAGCUUUAACCCGUCUAUUG